GCUCGUUUGGAGAGAGGAGCGCUCCGACCCCUCGCGCGCAUCAGGUGAACAUAUCCUCAUCUUUCACUAACGGGUCCAAUUAAAAAGACGAGAACCGGGAGGGAGAAAAACAAUCGGAAAAGAGAAUUCCUCAUCCUUUUCGUGUGACAAUAAGACAAACGAAGAGUUGAGUCUAAAAAAGACCAGAGGAUCGACGUCAAAUUACAGUCUUGAUAGUUAAAAGCUUGACAAGAUGGGGCGAAAGAAAAUUCAAAUUUCUCGCAUUUUGGACCAGAGAAAUAGACAGGUGACCUUCACCAAGCGCAAGUUCGGCCUGAUGAAGAAGGCGUACGAGCUGAGCGUGCUGUGUGACUGCGAGAUCGCCCUGAUCAUCUUCAACAGCACCAACCGCCUCUUCCAGUACGCCAGCACCGACAUGGACAAGGUGCUGCUGAAAUACACUGAGUACAGCGAGCCUCACGAGAGUCGCACCAACACAGACAUCCUGGAGACGCUGCGUCGGAAAGGCCUGGGCCUGGAGGCGGCGGAGCUGGAGAGCGAGGAGAGUGUGCAGGCGGCGUCGGUCGGCGCAGAGAAGUACCCCCUGAGCGAAGGCAUGGACCUGUCUGUGUCACGUCAGCGCUACUUUUCCCCCUCCCUGCUGACCCAGGAGUCCCAGUUCCUGUUGUCGGGAGGCUGUGAGAACGGCUUCUCCAACGCCUCCAGCAUGGGCCUGUCCCACAGACCCCAAGACUUCAAGCCCCUAGGCCCCAGGCCCACCUCCGCCGGCCCCCACCCACACACCCCCUUCAUGGCCCCCCAACCAGGUGGGGGCUACUCCCAUGUGUUCUCCCAUGGCAACCUGCAGGCCAGGCCCCGGGAGGCCAAGAGCCCCCCCCCCCAGGUGCACCUGGGAGAGGGUGCCCGCGGUGACGGCGGCGGCGGCGGCCUGGGGCACAUGGGCGGGGCUCGAACAAACCUCAGCUCGUCGAGAGGCUUUUUGUACCAGGGCUUGCAUGCCGGCAACUCCAUGGUGUCCAUGGGCAAGGCAGGGCUGCUGAGCCACAGCCUGGGUGCGUACGGCCUCCCCUCCCCCGGACACUCCGCCAUGCAGACCGAGUACCACAGCCCCAGUGGGUUCCCCCACCCGGCGAGUCUGCAGCGGGGGAACCUGCACGGCUGGCAGAGCAUGCAGCAGCCCCUGCAGGAGUCCACAGGGCUUCACGUCAGCCCAGGACUCUCGGAUGGAGGGUGCUACUUUCCCUCCCAGACCUCCGUCCAGACCUCCCCCCCUAUGCUCUCCCUGAACCUCAGCAUCAAGUCGGAGCGCACCUCUCCGGAGCACAGCUCCUCCUCCCCCACCUCCCCGGCCCUCCAGCACCACUUCGGGCAGCCGUCCCCCGCGGGCGGCUCCGCCUGCCACAGCCCGCCGGAGGCCUACGGGGCCGGCGACGGAAAGGAAUUUCCCAGAGGUGGAUACCCAGAGGUCGGCCGGCAACUGGGAGACGAGGGGAAAGAGAUGCCGUUUCCCAGGCAAUUAGUGACCACGGACGGCUGGCCGAGAUAGCGGCGGCCGUAGCAAACAGCACCAUCACAUUCGGCCCAGGUCUGAAGCACACACACACACACACACACACACACACACACGCACAUGCACAUACACGUGCACGCACACACAUGAACAUGCAGGCACAUACACAAGCGUAUGCGCUUGCAGGCACACAUGCGAGCGCGUGUGUGCACAAACCCCCAGACCCCCACACACGCACGCAUGCACAGGCACAUGCACACACACACACACACACACACACACACACACACACACACACACACACACACACACACACACACACACACACACACACACACACACACACGCACACACACACGCACAGGGAAUAUAGAUCCCAUGGUUAAGAGUCUCUGUGUGUCCUCUGAUGUAGAGCAGGUCUCUGCUGGUUCAUAAACAACUUUAAGUGCAUCUCUGAUUAACCCGGAGGUGAUGCAUGGAAGCAAGUGUUUUUGUUUGGUUUGGCUUCGGGUUUUAUGAGUCAAAAUUCAUUGUAUUUUCUUUUUAUAUACAAGUUAUAUUGCGAGCACCACAGGAACAGCAAAGCCAAACCCGGGGGAUGUUUUGGUUUAUGCGUUGCUCGAUCAAAUAAAAACAAGGAGAAAGCUUUUUAUGCUGUGGCCAUUCAAACACUGAUUCAAAACAAUAGGUGGAAACGACUGGGAGGUAGAGUGGAAACCAGAAUGAGAUAAAUGAUCAGUCGCAGGAUCCUGGUCAUCUAUAUAUAGUUUGAUGAGUCUCAUCUAUUUAUAGUUUACACGCCUUAAGUUCUUUUUUACUUCAAACAAACAACUAUAAUGAUAGAAAACGUGGACAUUGAUUACAGUUUGUAUUUGGAGAAUUAAGAUAAAAGUGCCUUUAUUAAGCAUAAUCAGACCUUUUUGUUCAUUGAUGUGUCAUCCAGAUGGUUUUUAUUUUUAAUUUUCCCCUUUCAAUUAAAAGGUUGUUUGGGUACAACUAAAGCAUUGAUAAUAUAUACAUAUCUGGUCACAUGUAUAUUGAUUUGUAUAUUUUGUGUUCAAUUUGAUACAAUGAAUGUAUUUGACAUACAAAUGUUUGCCCUUUAUUGAUUUUGCCAAGCCCCUUGAUGAUAUAUGAUCAUUUUUAACUAGCUACAGCUUUAAUUGUCUUUUAUCUCAAUAUAUGCUAUGCUAGAGGUGUGUGUCUUUUUGUUUUGGGUGAAAAAAAUAUAUCUUUCGUUUUUUGGUUUUAUAAUGAACAGAUCUAAAAAUAUGAUAUCAUAUGAUGCAUUACGAUAUGCGCUAGUUUGGUAAAUUGGAGAUCUUAAUUUGCCCAAUGAGUUUGUAUGUGUGUGUGAGCCUGUGAUUAUUAUUUUUUCAGCUUGAUUUUACCAAGAGAGCCUUUUGAGAUGAAUUCUGAUUAUUCUAAUACAAUUUAAUUUACGUGCGUUGCCCACACGGGGGCGUCCUAGUUAAUGUUAUGCUUGCUGAAAGGAGAAAACGGGAACAGAAAAUAUGGCCUUGAUCGUAUGUGCAGUUCUGCCUUGAAAGAAGGACCCAGGAAAAUACAUUUCAACCAGAUACUAUCAAGAAGAACACUUUAUUUGAUUUCUGCAUGAACAACAAUGUUUAACUUUGAUUCAGAUAGCUGUAGAGAGCUGAAACCUCGGCAAGUCAGACUUGAACCUAAAAAGGAUUUGCAAUCCUUGAAAAGGAUUUUGAAGUGUAAUUAUGUUGUGCCUUCUUUAAAAUAAACGCUGUUUGAUUCGUA
Molecule: messenger RNA, 3280 nt
Organism: Gadus morhua (Atlantic cod)
Lineage: Eukaryota; Metazoa; Chordata; Actinopteri; Gadiformes; Gadidae
Gene: mef2b
Product: myocyte enhancer factor 2b
Exons: 9
Coding region: 233-1546 (437 amino acids)
Biological process (GO): heart development; positive regulation of transcription by RNA polymerase II; cell differentiation
Molecular function (GO): protein dimerization activity; RNA polymerase II cis-regulatory region sequence-specific DNA binding; DNA-binding transcription factor activity, RNA polymerase II-specific
Source: RefSeq, a predicted model, not a curated record